Thrips palmi is the source of this 2461-nucleotide messenger RNA. Its product is annotated as zinc finger protein Xfin-like. Gene Ontology annotation, biological process: regulation of transcription by RNA polymerase II. The transcript is spliced from 5 exons. The record is from RefSeq and is a predicted model, not a curated record. Gene Ontology annotation, cellular component: nucleus. Gene Ontology annotation, molecular function: RNA polymerase II transcription regulatory region sequence-specific DNA binding; DNA-binding transcription factor activity, RNA polymerase II-specific. The coding region runs from base 801 to 2207 and encodes 468 amino acids. NCBI's taxonomy places the organism in Eukaryota, Metazoa, Arthropoda, Insecta, Thysanoptera, Thripidae.
AACGCCGCAAUGUUGUUGUAGCCUAAAGUACUUCCUCAGUUGAAGUUGAAACUAUCUAAGCUUCUAAAUUAUUUUCGUUUUAUGUUUCACACUUUUCUUCGUUUCAAGGUCUUCGGUCGCUCAAAGGAUACAGGCAUAAGUGUUUGUGAAUGUGUGUCUUCAAGCUCAGAGGUUAUUUGUUGAUCAGCCUGUUGCCGAAAUAAAAUAGAACGCGAAAUAUUUUUUAUGUACUUUGUACAUCAAAGGUACAUCUUUUUAGAUUGUUUGCUGUGCCUUACGGUGCCUCUGAAGGCAGUUUAAAAGCAUGACAUGUCACUGAUAUACUCAAAUGGCUUAAUUGUGCUAACCAUGCUUCAACUGCAUUCUUUGGCUGAACUUUACUGUUACUUGCAUUUUUCACCAUGACAUUAUUUUGUAGCAUUGAAAAUAUAUCUCUUCUUCCUAGAACUCUACAAGAAUAAAUGCGAUGCUCAGGAGAACUUCUUGCAAACCUUGUUACUGUCGAAAUAUAUGCCCCUGCGAUACACGCUGUUAGAAUUAUUUUUAUUGAUUUGUUUUUACUUUUAUUGACUCAAGAUCCAGUGUUAGUUUAUUUUCUUGUCUCUCUGUGUGUUUCCAAGAACUGAAAUGCCAGACGGAAACUGCCUACCCUGACCAGUCUCUUUCUAGUAUUUCUCGUUCUUGGUGAAACUAUUUUCAAUUUUUUUUCUUUGCUUGUUUUGUUGAUUUUAUAUUUUUGUUUAAGAAUUUCCUCACAGGUUCGUUCCUUAGAGGUUUGUGUGGUCGUAAGCCCCAGGUUAAUGUAUUCUGCUGAGAGUGUGGCAGUUGCUUUUCAGAAUCGUAUUGUAGCAGUAGUUUGGUUUGAGAAUGGGGCAUGCGUAGAAUGCUAUUUAGUAGUUACUGAGCACCCACUGUCUGUUUGUGCAAGUAAGUUCAACAUAAUCUCUGUUGCAGAUAUUGUCAUCACCGAGCUAUGGCUGAAUUCAGACAGCACCUCAAUGCACCCUUCUAUCAAGUGCUCUCCAAGGUCCUCCACGGACGACGAGUACGAAACCUACGAGGAUUUCGACCUCCAUGAAGCCGACGACCACGAUGACCCCCUGCGAUUCUUAGUGCCUGUUAAACAGGAACUGUGGAGCCCCGCAGACAGCCGCGACUCCGCACUGGACGUGAAGCCCAACGUACGCCUCCUGGAGGCGAACCUGGCCGCGGCCGGCAAGCCGGGCCAGCCCUCCGAGGAUGCCGAGGUCACCACUUCGGAAGUCCGCGUUCACUGUUCGAAGCUGGGCAUCGACUUGAACAACGCGGUGCAGACGACCCGCGCCGGGACCGAGGAGGAGGACGACGUAGACGUGGACGCGAGCGACGGCGACUCCAGUCAGAAGGCCAAACUGCACCUGUGCGAAGACUGCGGCGUCCUCCUGUCCACCGCUGUCACCCGACUGCGGCACCGGUGCAGCAAGUUCAAGUGCGGCGACUGCGACUGGCGCGGCCCGUCCCAGGCGUUGCUGCAGGCGCACCAGCGGGAGCAGCACGACGCGGGCAGGCCGCACUCGUGCCCCGAGUGCAAGGCGCGCUUCACGGAGGCCAGCAGCCUGAGGCAGCACUCGCGCAUGCACGCCAAGGGCACCACCACGUGCGCGUGCCCGCUGUGCGGCGCCAACUUCAACACGGUGCACAACCUGUCGCGCCACCUGCCGCAGUGCCGCUUGCGCUCGGGCUCGGGCCCCUCGGGCCGCAGCAGCCUCAGCCCAGGACACGGCCUCCAGGACACCAAGCCGUUCCUGUGCAAGCUGUGCCUGGCCACGUUCUGGCACCAGAGCCAGGUGCAGCGCCACGUGCGCGCGGUGCACACCCUCAGGAAGCCGUUCAAGUGCCGCGUGUGCGUGUCGUCGUUCGCCUCGCAGCGCAUCCUCAACAACCACGUCAAGCAGGUGCACAGCAUGCCACGGCCGUACACCUGCUCGGUGUGCUUUAUGCGGUACGGCGAACGCGAGGAGCUGAUGCAGCACCUGCAGGUGCACCUGGUGUCGUCGCCGUCGGGCCGCAAGGUGGGCGUGGACAAGAUGUCUGCCUUGGCCGUCAAGAAGGAGGUGGGCGAGGACGACAGGGAGCGCCGGAUGACGCGCAGUGUCUCUCGCAGCAGCACGGCCAGCGGCGGCAGCGCACUCGACAACAUCAAGACGUACGCGUCCGAUAGCGACUAGCGAACAUUUUUUGUCUCAGAAGGAAAACGGAGAGCUUUUUACUUGAAUCAUUAUUAAUUGUUAAAUCAACGUGUUUUUGUAUCAAUUGUGAUGGAUUUUCAAAAUACCUUAUUUUUAGAGAAAUCGUUUUUACUCCUUUAUCAAUGGGAUUUAAUGUUUAGUUUGAUGUUACUUAUUUCUAUUUGAAAAAUUGUCCCCACUCUGUUUCAUUGGGGUUUUUGUUCAUUUGUAAUAAACGCAUGUUUCUCACAUGA